Molecule: messenger RNA, 1456 nt
Organism: Coccinella septempunctata (seven-spotted ladybird)
Lineage: Eukaryota; Metazoa; Arthropoda; Insecta; Coleoptera; Coccinellidae
Exons: 2
Coding region: 81-1280 (399 amino acids)
Molecular function (GO): nucleic acid binding; zinc ion binding
Source: RefSeq, a predicted model, not a curated record
CAUUCUUUUCUAAUCCGCAAUUCAUAAAAUUGUUGGCGGAUAAAAUUAAAGAUGAUGUGAUUAACUCGACAUCUACACAAAUGGAUGCAGUUGCAGGUACAAGCAAUGCAAGUGUCAUCUCGGAUACGACGUCGACUGAGGUCAUAAACAGGCCAAAACAACCUUUACCACCUUUUUCCAUACCGGUAAUAGACAUGGAUGAUAAGUUGAAAGGUCAUGGUAAUUUCCGUUCAUGGAAGCAACGCAUUGAACGGGACAUAGUGGCGUUAGGUAGGUCCGAUUUUUUGCAGUAUCCUCUGGGUGGUGAAAAAUGUACAUUCUCUAAUGAGGAAAAAAGAAUGUAUGAUGCACAGGUGAGGCAAUACCUAGAAGCCACCAUACAAAAUGCGCCUCGUCAACUCAUUUCCAAUGAGUCUACUGCAGCAGAUGCUUUCCACAAAUUGGAAAAUAUGUUUGGGAAAAAUGACGUGCAAAAAAUGGUAGAUCUUUUGGACAAUUUCGGAAAAAUAGUGUUGCACCCAAAGAUGAAUCCAAUGACGUUUGUGACGAAAUUUGAAGAUGCAGUUCAACAAUUUCGGGAGCUUGGUGUACCUCUGGAUCAAAAGAUUAUUGUUGCAUAUUUUCUCCAUAAGGUACGUCAUGUACGUCCAUUUAUGGGAUUUUACACAACAAUAGCCACUUUACCAGAGGAAACAAGGCCUUAUGAAUUUGUAAGAAACGCAUUUCUAGACGUUGCAAGUAGUAGUUACUCUUUAGAAAUGGAAAAUAGUAAGUAUAUUUAUGACGAUAUAAGUGAUAAUGUUUGUUCUGAUUGCACAGCUGAUUAUGAUUCAAGUUAUAGGUCUGAAUGUAGUGAUAUUAUCACUAUAUGCUCAAUUUGUUUGGAUUCUCCUCUGGAGAAUGACUCUAAUGAUUCAUUUGUUUCAGUCUUUUGUUCACAAUGUGGCAAAAGCAGUUCUAAUUUUUGUGAUUUUUGUACAGGAAACAAAAUGGAAAGAAAUACUGGUGAACCACCUAAGAAAAAGGAAAGGUUCUCAGCAUCUUCCACAAAAAUAUUCCCAAAAAAUAAAAGCAUUUUUCCUUACACAAAUGAGCAGGUAGAGAAAAUGAAAAAGAUGACACCUGAAGAAAAGAGAUCUAGUAGAUGUACUAAAUGUGGGCUUCUAUUUCAUAAAGCCGCAGAAUGCAAAAAUGAUGGUCGUUUUUGUUUCUUCUGUCACAGAAAAGGCCAUGAUAAGAAAGACUGUAAGAAACUACAAACCUUGAAAUCAAAAAGUUGAGACGUAAACUCACUCUUCUGUAUGUGUCUGAUGGAGUAUACAGAUUGGCUGUUCAGAUUUCUACAGAAAAUCGUCAACAAUCCAUUCCAGUCAGUGAUAUACCUUGCACAACCAGUCCAGUUAUUACUGAUAAAUCGUCACAUACUCUUUGUAAAAUAAAGUAUACUAAACUCAAA